CUUCAAUUCAAUCUCUUUCAUCCGACAGAAACAAAAAAAAAAAAACCUAAGUGCUGCUUCAAAACUCCAUAUUCCUCAGCGAGAAGAAAAUCUAUAACUCCGAGAUUGGUCUCACCAAUCUCUCUUUCUAUAUUUAUAUCUCCUCGCUGGGUCUGUUGGAAUAGCAUCUCAAGUCUCAAUGUCGUGGAGGAUUCUCCAUAAUCACUAGGCUUCUCAUCUUUUUCAAUCUCAUGCUCAUAUUCUCUUCACUGUCUAUGGCGUUUACUCUCAUCUCUCAAAAGCUUUGUGUCUUUGGCCCUGUUUUGAAUCCUUCUUUCCCUUACUGCAUCGCCAAUCACUCCUCUGCCUCCCGUUAAUUCCGUUUCUCUAAGCUACAUUAGUCUCCUCCUUCCUUCAGUGUCUACUCUUGAUAUUGUGUGUGAUACUUGCUUUAGACAUUUUAAAGUAUCUUGCUGAGUGAGUUUUCUAGUCUUCUACUUCUACUUGAACUAAAGCUCAGAGCUAUAAUGAUCCAAGACCAGCCAGUGGUUGUAUUCUCUCUCCGGCGUAACUCUUUCAGACGCCGAUCAUCCAUAACCAACCUCGAUGAUAGAGGCUGGACUCCACUCCACAUCAAAUCUCGAAAAGGAGAUCUAAAAUCUGUCAAGCAGCUGCUAGACCAAGGGUUUGAUGUUAACGCUCUAGCGUGGGGACCAAAGUCAAAAGGAGUGUCUCCUCUUCACCUUGCAGCCGAGGGAGGUCACAUUGAAGUCAUGGACUUGCUCCUAGAACGUGGAGCUAAUAUUGAUGCUAGAACUUGGGGCUCAUGUGGGUGGACUCCUCUCCAUGCUGCGGCUAAAGAGAGGAAGAGAGAAGCUGUGAAGUUUCUUGUGGAGAAUGGUGCGUUUUUGCCUGAUGAUAUAAGUGAUACGAGGUUUAAUCCACCGGUGCAUUAUUGUCAUGGAUUGGAAUGGGCGUAUGAGGAGUUGAAGAAGCUUAACAGCGAGUCUUCUUCUUCUGGUGGAGACACAUCUUCCAGUUCUGAGAACUGAGUCUUGUUGCUAUGUUUUUUUUCUUUAAGUCUUGCUUUUGAGAAACUCUCAAGUCAGAAACAUGUUAUCGUUUGCUAUGACAACUCAGAAUGUUAUGGUUUGUACUCUUUGGUUUUUUUGUGUGAAACUAGUGGUAUGCCAUGAUGCAUAAUAAACCUUAUGUGUUUGAUAUUUGAGCUUUGUGUUUGAGAAGGUUUGGUUUUGAUUAACCGGGUUCUGG
This is a messenger RNA of Eruca vesicaria subsp. sativa (arugula), 1251 nucleotides long. NCBI's taxonomy places the organism in Eukaryota, Viridiplantae, Streptophyta, Magnoliopsida, Brassicales, Brassicaceae. The record is from the annotation of a GenBank genome assembly.